GUUAUCUUAGGCCUACCUGCUUUUGGGGUGGUAUUAUUAAAGAAGGGGGCGAAUGCAGUCUGCUAAAGAAAAUACACUACAGACAUGUAAACAAGGAAAUCAUUCUGGUAGAACACAAAUCCAGAGUAACCUUUAGACAAUGCUUUUAAGUUGUAAACAAAAGGAAAAUGAAUGGCAAUGACCCUCACCAGAAUGAACGGCAGUCCAUCUUAACAAGGUUGCUAGAUGCAGUGAAACAAUGUCAAGUCAGGUUUGGAGGCAGAUCAGAACUAGCAACAGAUUCAGAUAGCAGGAUCUCAUGCUUGUGUGCAGCGUGGGAGACAGCCCUGCAACAUGGCAUGAAGAAGAACAACAAGGCUCUGUCCGCUUUCAAACAAAUGACAGAGAGAGCUGGGUUAAGUAAAGUCACAGAUCUGUUCUCAGACAUUAAGCGGAUUGAGGUAGAGCCAGUGUUUUGGCAUUAUGCGAAAGAACAUUUAACAAAACAUGAGUUUCAAAGGUUUAAUAAACUGAAGCUGGUGAACACAGAUACAGGAAGAGGGAGAGCAUGGCUGAGAGCAUCACUCAAUGAGCACUCUCUGGAGCGGUACAUGCACAUGCUCAUAGAAAGGGAUGAAAUGUUGGCGCAGCAUUAUGAAGACUGGGCCUUUUUAAGAGACUUAGAAAGAAGUAGCAUGUUACCCAAUAUGGCAGCUGGGUUAGGUUCCAUUCUGUUCGCCAUCACAAUAGAUAGACCAGAGCUCAACAAAGGCUACACUCUGCCCAAUUCUAGACAAAUUAACAGCACCAUAGAAUCUGUGGAGGCUGUAGAUAAAGAGGACGAGCCAAGUCCGGUGAUAUCAGAAAGUGUUUCCCCAGCAUCAGCAAAGAAAAAAGAAAAGAAGAAAAAGAAGAAAAUUCCGAAUGUGGUCAGUUUUGAUGAGGAUGAGAUGGUGGGCACUGUGAUAACAAGGUCAGGGAGCAGCAGUGAAUCUACAGGCAAAGGGAAAGACAUCAUUAUCAGUGAUGAAAUACAUGAUGAUAAUGUAUUUAGCUCUGACAAGGAUCCCUCCACUAAAUCAGGAGGAGACAACACUGUGAUAGAACCAACACUACCUGCUCUUGUGCGUGUCUCUAGUCAAGUUAGUUCCCCUUCACUGCGCUCACUCAACUCAGACCAGUUGUCAAAGUCAAGCAUUGGAUCAUAUAGCGACUUGGACCAUGACUCAUCCUCAUUCAUGAGCCCAGUGGGGGCAGAUGGAAUGGUCAUGUAUACUGAGAUGGUACCACUCAGCAGGGAUCUAUCUAGUCAGCUGUCCGACCCCUAUGCCACCCAUGAUUACCCCAAACAGAAAGAUAUAGAAAGUGCAUCUCUUGCUCUUACACUUGCUCAAAAUAGUCUUUCAAAUAGCAGUAAAAAAUUGGUAGAAGGAAAUAAGGAACCAAGUCAGGAUUCUAAAGACUCCAUGACCCCUGAUGAACUUAAACAGGCAGUGGUGGCCAUGAUGCUGCGCAAAGAUUCAGUUGAGGAACAGAAGAAGAAACUAGAAGGUAUGUUGCAGCAUGAAAUGGAAACCUCCUCUACUUUAAGAGCAGAAAUUGAAGAGCUAAAAAUGCACCAUGCAAGCAGGCACGAAAAAGAACAAACAAAAAUUCAGGUUUUGCAAAAAGAAAAUGAGCUACUGAAACACCAGCUCAAGAAAUAUGUCAGUGCUGUACAAAUGCUGCGUACUGAAGGAAUCAGCAAGGAAGAUUCUUUAGGAAUCCAUUUGGAAGAGCCACAACCCAGCAUUCCACCACCCAAACCCAUGAUAGACUACAGUCACGAGGCUGCUGAGUAUGAGAAAAAACUCAUUCAGGUUGCUGAGAUGCAUGGAGAACUGAUGGAGUUCAAUGAACAACUUCAUCGUCAGAUUGUGGCCAAGGAAGCUCUGCUCAGGCAGCUUAGAGAGGAGUUGAUUCUUCUACGUGGACCACUUCCAUAUGACAGACAUCCUUCAGUUGACUCAGGACAUGAAAUAGAAAGCUUAAACCUACAGAGAACUCUAAUCAACAUAUGGAUACCUUCAGCCUUUCUUAGAGGGACUUCCAAUAACACACAUCACGUUUAUCAGGUUUAUGUUCGUAUCAGAGAUGAGGAAUGGAAUGUUUACAGGCGCUACUCCCAGUUUCUAGAUCUGCAUAUGAGACUGAAGAAAGUUUAUCCCAUUGUAGGCAAAUAUGACUUCCCACCCAAAAAAGCAAUUGGAAAAAAGGAAGCAAAACUGGUGGAAAGCAGGCGCCAACUAUUUCAGGCCUAUUUACGCAACAUAAUCAACUUAAUGACAGAAAAAAAUGACCAACUUGCCAAUAUGGCCACCAAGGAAAAGCUUAUAUCAUAUCUGCCAUUUUUCAAAGACAAGGUUGAAGAUGAAGGUAAGAAAGGAAAAAAAGGAAAAAGCAACUCUACAACAACAGUGCCGAUAUCAGCCCCUGAAAGCCCUGCAGUAAGAACAGAUGAAAGUGGUCAUGUGCAUUACCAAGGAUUAUAAAUCAAACCUUUCUUAUGUAUAGUAUGUAAACUGCAACAGUUUUAUGUUGAAAGCUGUGAAAAUCCGUAACUUUUUACUAAGUAAAUAAUGAAUGCUAUGUGGUUGCUAUAUAAACUAGACUUGGUCUGUUAGUUAAAUUGUUUAGC
This is a messenger RNA of Physella acuta, 2656 nucleotides long. RefSeq names its product sorting nexin-29. Lineage: Eukaryota; Metazoa; Mollusca; Gastropoda; Physidae. Gene Ontology annotation, molecular function: phosphatidylinositol binding. The record is from RefSeq and is a predicted model, not a curated record.